This is a messenger RNA of Cuscuta europaea, 5333 nucleotides long. Lineage: Eukaryota; Viridiplantae; Streptophyta; Magnoliopsida; Solanales; Convolvulaceae. The record is from the annotation of a GenBank genome assembly.
CUAAAUUAUAGAGCGAAGGAUGGUCACUGUGGGGGUCCCGGACUCCUACCCACUACUCGUUGAAACAGUGACUCCCGCACGAGGAUACUCGUGAAAGAAUCACCUAUGUGAGAGAGAAGAGGGCCGCUUCAAAGGAGAUCUGUAAAGGCUCAGUUCUUUAGAAACUCUUGCAGAACCAGGACGGUGACCCAUUGCCAAAACGGGCACACUCAUGAGAACGGAACAAAGUUGGAAGGUUCUUGUGUAAAGAUAAGUCAAUGUUUACACGACGGCAGUAUAGUUCAAUGACAUCGAGUCUACUAGACAGCCAGUAAAUAAACGUGUCUUUAGAAUGGACGUGAUGUACUUAUAUUUUACACACUUUUUAGGCUUAGUUUGUUAUUAAUUUUAGUUAUUAAAAUUCUACUUUUGUACAUAUUUUUAUAAUUUGUCGUUAGUUUGUACUUGUGCAGUCCUACACGGGUAUUUUGUAUUUUCAGGUACUUUUGAUGCUAUUUGGAUACAUUAGAGUGAACAAAAGAAGAAAAAUAAAAGUUCAAGUUGGAGGUCAAUAAAAGUGGAAUUUCCUUCAAAACAAAUAAGGAGUAAAUUGAAGAAAAGAAUCAAAACUAAAAAUGAUGGAGGUGGGAUUCGAUCCCUGGAAAAAGGGUAGAAGAAUGCCUACUAUAACCAGUGUGGUAAGUGAUCAAUGCUGUACAUAUUCAGCUGGCAAUUGUUAUAUUCCUUCUGAACGCGGCAAAGAAAAGAACAAAAUGUUGAAGCCGAGAAUCGAUCCCACAAUCUCCGAGUUUUCCUCUGAAGUGCUUAUCCGUUGAGCUACCUGCCACUUUUGAAACUUUACUGCGCUUUGUUGUACAUAAACUCAUCUGUUCCGUAAAUUCCAGCAAUUAAUGAUUAAUCACCUUAUCAUUAUAUUGCCUUAAUCCAUCUUCCUCCACACAUAAGUUCGGACCAACCUCUCUCUAAACAUCCCAGAAACAUUUCCUCCUCCUUCUCUCUUCAUUUCUCAACCCCAAAUCAUCAACCCAUCUUCAACCAUAACUAAUCACUUUCUCAUCCAAGAUUAAGUCAAGAUUAGCAUCAAAGCUCCAAGGAUUGUCAUCUAUCACAAGUUUGAUCUUCCUUAUCUCAUUAAAUCUUGUAUUUUAAUCAUGGAUUCAUCUAUUUCUAUGUUUCCCAACAUGUAUAGCUAAAUAAAUUUGGGGCUAGAAAUUGGUUAAUUAAUUGUUCUUAUCAUGUUUUAAUUUGUAUUGAUUUUAAUUGUUAAGUUUGUUCUAUUUAGAUUGUUGUGUCCAGAAAAUUAAUUAUGUCGUGUUUGUGAUAUAUAUUAUGAGUACUCAAUCAUAAACAUAUUGUUUGUUAAAUACACAAAUGAACACUUUCUGAACACACCGUUAAACUUCUUUUACCUUGUCCCGGAUUGAAGUUUUACGGGAGAAUUUAAUUAUUUAAUUAUAUUAUUUACACCACGGGGUUGGGUAAAUAAUAUAGUUAAUAAUUAAGGUUGCCGUUGCACUUAAACAACUAGUCUCAUUUUGGCCAUCACUGGGAAAUGUUGACUAGUUACUUAUUUUAGGUGACUUGUGUUGGGUCCUAAAAUAUUUAUCUACAACUUCUCACAAUCUAUCUAAGAAUAAAAUUAGCAAUUAUGUCUUACAAAUGAGCAUUGAACAAUUAGUUGCCAAUUUCUACCCCUACUUGCUAUUGGUUGAACUUUGUGUUGAUAAAAAUCUCUUCUCUCAAUCACUUUUAUUUAAUUACUUUUCCAAGCAAACAAAAAUCAAAAGAAACGCAUUCCCAACUUCAAUCCUUAGUUUGUGCUUAAUUAUUUUAUUUCCCGCUUCUCUGUGGUUCGACACCCUACUUCCUUGGGUAAAAAAAUAGUUGUGUGCCCAUUAUAUGCUACACACCAACUUGGCGCCGUUGCCGGGGAAGCGGUUUUGAAAAAAAAAAUUGAGAGCAUAAACUUUCGAUUUUAGUUAUUGUAAAUUGUGUGUAUAUUAUUCUGUUGUUAUCUUUUUACCUUUGCAGGUUAAAAAAAAGUGAUUAAUUAAAGUUCAAAAAAAAAAUCAAAAAAAAAAUCAAAAAAAAAAAUGGACUGUGAUUAAUCAUCUUACCUGAGCAUUGGAGUUGGACUUGUUGACUGAACAUAUCUGGACAUUCAGACCAUUGAACAUAUUUUUACAUUUUAAUUAAAAGGAUACUCCGCCUAUAUGGUCGGACCGCUUACUUGUACAUUAUAAUUCAAAUGAUACUCCGCCUAUAUGGUCGGACCGUUUAUUUUUCUUUUUAUGGUGGUUCAAACCCCAACUUUUUAAUUUCUGCACUUUAAUUAUCGCAAUUUAAUUUGUGCACUUAUAUUAUCACAAUUUAAUUUCCGCACUUUAAUUUCAGCAUUUUUUUUAAAUUUUGCAUCCCCAAGCUUGUAGGCCGUGUCCACUUGUUGGUGGAGUGCACUUUUUAUUUUUAUUUUUAUUUUCUUAAUAAUCCCCAGACUGUCGGCAUAGCUGCAUCUUGGUGGAGACUGUAUUUAUUACUGUAGCUAUUUUUUUUUCUUCCCGCAAAUCACCAUAUCUGUCGGCCUAGCCGCAUCCUGGUGAAUUACUGUAUAUAUUCAUACUGCUUUAAGGGCUCACUAGUCUUAUUCGGUUUAUACCAAUUGACUACGUGCGAACCUUAAUUAAUUAAUUAAUUCUGCAUUUAUUUUUUCUUUUCAUCUCUCUCUCUCUCUCUCUCUCUCUCUCUCUCUCUCUCUCUCUCUCUCUCUUUCCCCAAUCCCAAUUCCCUUCUACUUAUGCUCACACGUUCACGUGGUGCGAAUUGUGAAUUGUUAUUCUUCUCUGACAUUGAAAAGCACAUACGUGAACAGAAAAAAAUAAAAAAAAUGUCAAACGAUAUUGUUGUUAAUGAGCAGGUACCCGAUCAACAAAUCGUGGAUCAGGUUAUGAGGACCAGAAAACCGCUGUAUGAUUAUGUUACGCCUCCCGUGGAUGAGCAUGACAGUGUUAUUCCACCAGAGGUUAACAUGAAUCACUUUGAAAUCAAGCCUGCUAUCAUUCAUAUGGUUUCAAAUACUCAAUUUGGCGGAGCGCCAACGGAGGAUCCAAAUAAUCACAUCACAAAGUUCCUUCGAGCUUGCAACACCUUCAAAAUCAAUGGUGUGCCAACUGAUUCUGUCAGACUACGCCUGUUCCCAUUCUCUCUACGGGAUCGAGCUCAGAUUUGGCUUGACUCUUUUCCGGAUAAUCACUUCUCCACUUGGGAUCAACUUCAUGGUGAAUUUCUCAAAAGAUUUUUCCCGCCAUCUAAAACGGCGAAAAUCCGAAGAAUGAUUCAAAAUUUCAAGCAAAAUCCCAAUGAGCCCCUCUACGAGGCUUGGGAAAGAUUCAAAGAUCUUCAGCGACAGUGUCCACAUCACAACAUCCAAAACUGGCACUUGAUGACGGCUUUCUAUGAAGGCCUACAUGAAAAUUCUCGGAUACUCGUGGACGCGUCAGCAAAUGGAUCAUUCAUGUGCCUGGAACUUGAAGAGGCAGAAGAAUUGAUGGAGUGUAUUUCAUCAAAUGGAUCAACAUGGUAUUCUGAGCGAUCAUCUGCUCCACCAAAAAUCGGAGGCAUGUAUGAAGUUGAUCAAAUGUCGGCCAUAACCACAAAGGUCGACAGCAUGAUGAAUCUUAUCCAAAAGAUGGCACAAGUCUCUCUUGUGAAAAACUCAACAUCAACUCCAGCUCCCAUUCCCGUUCUUAUGUGUGAAUCUUGCGGUGGACAACACAAUCAGUCUACUUGUCCAUGGGAAGCAAUGGAACAAGUUGACUAUGUCAACUACAACAGGCAGCCUCAACAAAAUCAAUUUGGUAAUUUCAAUCCUCAAGGAAGAAACCAUCCCGGUUUUUCCUGGAGCAAUCAAAAUGGAGCUGCUAAUCCACAACCAUCUUAUCGGAGUGCACCACCCGGUUUCCAAAACCAACAACAGCAAGUUAGAGGUGGCCAAGGUAUUGUGAACCAGCAACACUAUAAACCCACUCAAAAUCUUCUAUACCCUUCAACUCAACAGCAAAAACCACUUCUCCCCACUCCUGAAACAACCCAAACUCCUGUCCUAGAAAACAUUGUUGACCAACUUCUCAAGUCCCAAUUAUCUCAAGCUGAAACCCUGAAACAAAUCACCGAAGAACUUGGUCAACUUCGAGCUCACAACAAGAUGCUUGAGAAUCAAAUUGCUAUUCAAGCAUCCACAUCAUCAACUAAGGUAACAGGUAAGCUUCCUGCUUGUCCGGAAAACCCUAGGGAGCAAAUCAAUGUCGUCACUACUCGGAGUGGGAAACAACAUCAAUCCUUGCCCCUUUCUAGUGAUGAAAAAGAACAUGAAGUGUUGGAGGAAAGGGCCGAGCAACAACAGAAAAGUGGAAACAACAACAAUGAACUUGAUGUCGGUACCAUGCCAAAAUCAUCUGAUGAUCGUGAAGGGUCGAAGAAAGAAAGAGGCAGUUCGGUAAGGAAAUAUAUUCCCCCAGUUCCUUAUCCGAACAGGUUGAAGAAAUCUAAUAUGGAGGAGCGGAGAACUAAAUUUUUGAAUGUUAUCAAACAGUUGGAUAUCUCAAUUCCUUUGCUUGAUGCGAUUACAGAAAUUCCUUCAUAUGCUAAAUUUCUCAAAGAUAUUCUCACAAAGAAGAAGGAGAAUCCAGCCACUGUUGCAAUGAGCCAAGAAUGUAGUGCCAUAAUCCAAAACAAAAUUACACCCAAGUUACGUGAUCCUGGAAGCUUCUCAAUUCCAUGUAUCAUUGGUGGAUCUAAAGUUAACAAAGCUCUUUGUGAUCUUGGUGCAAGUGUUAGCUUAAUUCCCUAUUCACUAUGUCAAAAGCUACACUUGGGGGAUCCCAAACCAACAACAAUGGCGUUACAAUUGGCUGAUCGAUCUGUCAAAUACCCUAUCGGCAUUCUUGAAGAUGUUCCUGUCAAAAUUGACAAGUAUUAUAUCCCGAGAGACUUUGUUGUCUUGGAUAUGGAGGAAGAUGCUCGAGUUCCUGUUAUUCUCGGGAGACCCUUUCUAGCUACGGCAGGAGCAAUUAUCAAUGUAAAAAAGGGUACCCUUAUCCUUGAGAUUGGGGAUGAUAAGAUCGAAUUCAAUGUACAAGAGCUGAGUAAGGAUACACCUUGUAUCCUUGAUGGUUACUAUGCUGAUGUUAUAGACUCUUGUAUCAUAAGGACAUUUGAUAAGUCUUAUUGGCUUUCUAAAGAUCCCAUGGAGUACACUAUACGAGAAUCUAUUGCAGAUGAGCAAGCCAAUGAAAUGGUGAAUUUAUGUCUCGAAAUGUUGCAAAGCAUAUCUUUAC